UCCCUCGGCAAAGCCAUCGCUCUCGCUCGCUCGCUCGCUCUCUCUCUCUCUCUCUCUCUCAAUUGCUCUCUCAAUCUCUGUCAUUCUCUGUCAUUUUGUGUGAUUAAUCGUAUAUUACUUCAUUGUCAUCAUCGUUGUCUCUCUGAUCUUCUUCUCUCAAACUGGUUCUGCUCGUUGCUCCUUCUUCUGUUCUGUGGUGCUCUUUGGUCUGCUUGCUCACCUCGGGACGCAACUUGCUCUGUCUCUGGUAUUGUGAUAAUUUGUUGAGUGUAAUUGUCAAGUGACCGCUCAACUGGUACUCAUUGAUUGAUCGUAUUGUUGUACCUAGAUUAAUCGUACCGUACCACCGAACAAUCGUAUCGUAUCGUACCAUCGAGCAAUCGUACUGCACCACCAAACAACGCGCCCGAACAAUCGUACAUAUAGUUUGUUCGCAUCGUCGUUCAUACUCUUCAUUUUGUGCUGUAAGGCGCAGCGGUUGAUCGAGACGAACUCUUCGGCCAUUCAUCAUGUCGUCAAGUGGAGCCAAGAUAACGGUGGCACUGCGGAUGCGGCCGUUCUCGUCGCGUGAGGCAGACGAGGGCGCCGAGCAGGUGGUCCACAUGACUGGCGCACCAAGCGUCAACUCGCCACAGCACACAACAUGCACGCUGACGGAUCCCGAUUCGGGCGAUAUUCGCAAGUAUGUGUUUGAUGCGUGUUUUGACUCAACCAACCCGGCUGGGAGCCAUAAUGCCGGGCAGCAGGAUGUGUAUGUCGUGCUGGGUGCGCCGCUGGUACUUGCGGCGCUGUCGGGCGUCAACGGGUGCCUGUUUGCGUACGGACAGACCGGCGCCGGCAAGACGUACUCGAUGAUGGGCGUCGAGUCUGCACCCGGUGUGGUGCCGCUGCUGCUCGACGCGCUGUUUGCAGCGCUGGACCGCAACGCCAAUCCCGUUGUUGUCGCCUCGUACUUGGAAAUCUACAACGAGGAGCUGAUGGAUCUGCUGCAGCCGCGGUCGGGUGGGCCGCUUGCGGUGCGCGAGCAUCCUGCGCGCGGGGUGUUUGUGCAGGGCCUGGCGCGAGUCGGGGUGACGAGCGCGGCUGACGCGGGCCGGCUGCUGAGCGAGGGCUCCAAGAUGCGAUCGGUGGCUGCAACGGCGAUGAACGCGUCGUCGUCGCGGUCGCACGCGGUGUUUAUGCUCGACGUCUCUGUCGAUCACCCGGCGUCGGGCCAGCGGGUCAACGCCAAGCUAAAUCUCGUCGAUCUGGCCGGCUCGGAGCGACAAGCCAAGACCGGGACCACGGGCGCGCGGUUCAAGGAAGCGGUCGCCAUCAACUCGUCGCUCUCUGCGCUGGGCAACGUUAUUUCGGCCCUCUCCAAGGCAGCGGCCAAGGGCAGCAAGCCGAAGCACGUGGCAUACCGCAACUCGGUCCUCACCCGCCUCUUGCAGCAGUCGCUGGGCGGCAAUUCGCGGACGGCCAUGCUUGCCGCCGUCUCGCCGGCCCACACCAACUUUGAGGAGACGCUCUCGACCAUGCGGUUCGCCAAGCGCGUCCGCGCCAUCUCCACCAAGCCAGUGGUCAACGCCGUCGACACUGGAGCCACGGUUGCGGAGCUGCAGGCCGAGAUUGCUCGGUUGAAGGCGUUGCUGGCCGGCGGCGGCGGCGAUGGUGGCGGCGGCAACGACGACAGUGGCGGCGGCGACGACGACGCAGCGGCGCAGCUGGCGGCCGCUGAAUCCAUCAUUGCCGAGCUGACUGCGGACGUGGCGACCCGCGAGGCGCAAGCAGCGGCACUGGCGGCGGAGCGCAAGGCCGUCCUCGACGACGCCGGCAUCUCUGUGGUCGAGCUCGGCCAGCUGAGCGGCGCCGGCAACGCGUCGAUGCUAGUCAACAUGGCGGCCGACGCGGCCGACUCGGCCAAUCUGGUGUGGGUCCUGGACCCUGCGCGCGGGCCCGAGUUUACGCUCGGGCACGCGCACGGGUGCUCGCUGGUGGUGCAUGGGCCGGCGAUGCAGGCAGCACAUGCGCGGCUGGUGGUGAGCGGCGAGGGCGUGACGCUCGAGCCGCUGCACGCCUCAGCGCGGACAUUUGUCAACGGCCUGGCCGUGCCGCCGAACGAGCCGCGUGUGCUCGAGCAUGGGGCGCGGAUAUUCCUCGGAACCAACACGCUGCUGCGGUUUGUGGACGGCGAAGCUGGACCAGCCUCGCUCCCGCCGCUAGACUGGAAGGUGGCGCUGGAGGAGGUGGCGAUGGCAUCGGGCCUUGCUGUCCCUCGCGCGUCGGCCGGCUCAAAAUGCCCGCCGCUCACCGCAGUCGGCAAGGUGGCGCUUGUUGUCGAGCUCCACGCGGUCCGCGGCCUGCCGAAAGCCGACGUCGUGAGCCGGUCGGCCGACCCGUAUGCGGUGCUUACGCUCGAGCCGGGCGGCCUCCGGUCGCAGACCGAGACGCUUGUGCGGACGCGCGAUCCCGAGUUCAACCACUCGGUCUGCUGGCCGGGCCCAUUUGUCGAUGGCGAGACUGUGCUACGUGUGGUGGUGUGGGACGCCGACAAGCUCUCGACCGAUGACUACCUCGGAGAGGUCGAACUGGUCACUGCCAUUGCUCUGGGUGAGCUCACCAUUCCGCCCUUUAUCAUUCGUUGGAUGUUGAGACAUGCUCAUCUGGGUCACUCGCUCUUCAAGCUCUACGUGGCAAACGACAUUGUCUUCUUCCUCUCUUUCUUCAUCAACCGCAUCUGCCUUGGCCUGCCCUUUACCCUCUACAUCAUCGCCUCGCCUGAUGGUGACGUCGUCAUCAAGUCGUGUGCCGCCAUCAUCGCCAUCAUCUCCCUCCUCUGGUUCUCCAUCAUCACAAGCCGCACCGGCCGCAACAUCUCCUCCUACCUUGUCGACGGCUACUGGGACGUCGGCCGCUCGCCAGACUCGCCUCAUCCCUCCUCUCCGCUCCCACUCCCGCCCAACCCCAUCGUCCGCCCUUCGUCCUCGCUCGCAUCCUCGGCCGACUCGCCCUCCAGUGGCUGCUCCUCCUCCGCACCGUCGCCCUCCUCGACCGCCUCGCUCCUCUCCCGUCGCUUCCGCACAUAG
This is a messenger RNA of Thecamonas trahens ATCC 50062, 3068 nucleotides long. RefSeq lists its product as uncharacterized. NCBI's taxonomy places the organism in Eukaryota, Apusomonadida, Apusomonadidae. The record is from RefSeq and is a predicted model, not a curated record. The transcript has 2 exons. Bases 510 to 3068 code for a protein of 852 amino acids. Gene Ontology annotation, molecular function: ATP binding; microtubule motor activity; microtubule binding. Gene Ontology annotation, biological process: microtubule-based movement.